GGCCCCCGGGACAGAGCGACGCGGAACCCCGGGCGCCUGGGUCCCCAGCAUGAUCCUCGGCAGCCUGAGCCGGGCAGGGCCCCUCCCUCUGCUACGGCAGCCCCCCAUCAUGCAGCCCCCACUGGACCUCAAGCAGAUCCUGCCCUUUCCACUGGAGCCAGCCCCCACCCUCGGCCUCUUCAGCAACUACAGCACUAUGGACCCUGUACAGAAGGCUGUGCUAUCCCACACUUUUGGGGGACCCCUGCUCAAGACCAAGAGGCCCAUCAUUUCUUGUAAUGUCUGUCAGAUACGCUUCAAUUCUCAGAGUCAGGCAGAGGCCCACUACAAGGGUAAUCGCCAUGCCCGACGAGUCAAAGGCAUCGAGGCUGCCAAGACCCGAGGCAGGGAGCCUGGCGUCCGGGAACCUGGAGACCCAACUCCUCCAGGCAGCAAUCCCCCAAACGGGGAUGGCGCGGCCCCCCGACCAGUUUCCAUGGAGAAUGGAAUGGGUCCAGCCCCAGGAUCCCCAGAAAAACAGCCCGGCUCCCCAUCCCCUCCCAGCGUUCCAGAGACCGGUCGGGGUGUAACCAAGGGUGAAGGGGGGACCCCAGCCCCAACUUCCCUGCCUGGGGGUAGCAAGGAAGAAGAAGAAAAGGCCAAACGGCUGCUCUACUGUGCUCUCUGCAAGGUGGCUGUGAACUCCUUGUCCCAGCUUGAGGCUCAUAAUAAAGGUACUAAGCACAAGACAAUUUUAGAGGCACGAAGUGGGCUGGGCCCUAUCAAAGCGUAUCCUCGCCUGGGGCCUCCUACCCCUGGGGACUCAGAGGCCCCUGCCCAGGACCGAACCUUCCACUGUGAGAUUUGCAAUGUCAAGGUCAACUCAGAAGUACAACUGAAACAGCACAUCUCCAGCCGGCGGCACCGAGACGGCGUGGCCGGAAAGCCCAAUCCUCUACUGAGCCGUCACAAGAAGCCCAGGGGUGCGGGAGAUCUGGCGGGCACGCUGACUUUCUCCAAAGAGCUGCCCAAGUCUCUGGCCAGCGGUCUGCUCCCCAGCCCUCUGGCGGUGGCUGCGGUGAUGGCAGCGGCAGCAGGCUCCCCACUGUCCCUGCGCCCAGCCCCAGCAGCACCUCUUCUCCAGGGACCGCCAAUCACUCACCCUCUGCUCCACCCUGCCCCGGGGCCCAUCCGAACUGCGCACGGACCCAUCCUCUUCUCCCCCUACUGACCUCAACCCUGAACCUCCUCCCUAUUCUGCUCCCCACCUCCAGCCGGGACCCAGGCCUUCGGGCUCCCAGCCCGUCCCUCCUCCUGGCACUCCCUGAAUGAUCUCUCUCCUUCCCCCCCGCCCCGAGGUACGGGGUUCCAGGAAUGGGGAGGGGCAGCGGAGGAGGGGAGCUUCAGAAGGGGGGGACACCCCAGAUCUCAGGGAACCCCGCCCCCUACCCUUCUCACCUCCUUAGAAAAGGGGGGGCCGUCUCUCCCUCGAGCCCCCUUGGAGACACCCCCCCUCCCAAAAGCCAUGUCCAUCCAACCCUUCCUCCUCAAACCUAGCACAAAACGGGGUUCACAAGCCAUGGUCGGGGUCCAGGGGGCAGAAAUGGAUUUUCCUGGCAAUAAGUGGACUCUGGGACUCCGGCCCCCUACCCCCAAACUGAAGCGCUUCCGUGAACACCCCUGUCCUCCGCAGGGGGAAGGGAGCAGGCGGGAUCCUGGGUCCCUCUUAAGCACUUUGGUUUUACCGCCUGCGACCUCACUGUGCCCGCCCCUCCCGCCCCCCAAGUCCCAGGUCUAGCCGGGCUGUAGCCCAUCGCAGGGAGCAGCAUUUGGGGGUAUCUCUGGCACUUGGGUGGGACCAAAGGAGAUGCCUCCAUACACCCUUCCCUCCUCUUCUUCCUCCCCAUUUCGGGUUCCAUUCUUUUCACCAGCACCCAUCGCCCAAGGGGUACCGAGGGGGGCACGGGGUGUCCAGUCCAAGCCCACCCCUGCCUCGCCUUCCGCAAAACUGUGAGCAAAAAGCAAUAGAAGCCUCGCCCCCGCCCCUCCCCUUUCCGCAGGAUUCGCUGAGUCUUUAGCCUCCCUCACCCUAGACCUCAUGGCCGUCCCUAACCACCUCCACUGCACAACUCGGGCAGGGGCGUGACUCUCCUCUGUGAUUUCCUUAUCGUCAGCCCUUCCAGCAGCCGACCGGGAAAGGGUCUUCUCCCCAUCACCUCCUUCUGCUUGACAAUGUAGCAGCCCCAAGCCUCCCUCUUCCAUCCUACCCCUUUUCCCUCUCCUCGACAAUAAAGUCUGCAUUCGGUCUGCCCUC
Molecule: messenger RNA, 2293 nt
Organism: Elephantulus edwardii (Cape elephant shrew)
Lineage: Eukaryota; Metazoa; Chordata; Mammalia; Macroscelidea; Macroscelididae
Gene: ZNF385A
Product: zinc finger protein 385A
Exons: 8
Coding region: 50-1210 (386 amino acids)
Cellular component (GO): nucleus
Molecular function (GO): nucleic acid binding; zinc ion binding
Source: RefSeq, a predicted model, not a curated record